Messenger RNA from Jaculus jaculus (lesser Egyptian jerboa), 2682 nucleotides. It is a transcript of the gene Gpr39, whose product is annotated as G protein-coupled receptor 39. Lineage: Eukaryota; Metazoa; Chordata; Mammalia; Rodentia; Dipodidae. The coding region runs from base 358 to 1722 and encodes 454 amino acids. Gene Ontology annotation, biological process: G protein-coupled receptor signaling pathway. Gene Ontology annotation, cellular component: membrane. The transcript has 2 exons. The record is from RefSeq and is a predicted model, not a curated record. Gene Ontology annotation, molecular function: G protein-coupled receptor activity.
GCCAGUGCCAAGGAGCCUGGAAGGGGAACCGAAGACUACCGCCAGGCUGAGCGCUGGGGAGGCACGCCAGGGACCCGGGGUCUCACCGAGAGCUGGACAGACGGGCAGGAAGCCCAGGACCUCUCCUUUCUCCCACCUCACUGCUGCACGAUCAGAUCAAUCAUCCCUCAGGCACCUCCACCUCUCCUUGGCUGAACCGCUCCAGGAAGUUUCCACCAGAGAGCCGCAAUACAAGAUUACCCUUGGCCAGCGAACUCAGAAAGCCCUGCUGGCGCUCUGGUGGGGUGAAAACAACCACUUUUGGCCUCUGCUGGAGGAGGAGAAAGGAAGGUUGGGAGGCUUUGAGAUCGGGCGGUCAUGGCCUCAUCCAGUGACUCCAGCAAAGAUUGCUCCCGUGUCAUCGAUCACAGCCACGUCCCCGAGUUUGAGGUGGCUGCGUGGAUAAAAAUCACCCUCAUCCUCGUGUACCUGGUCAUCUUCGUGGUGGGCAUCCUAGGGAACAGCAUCACCAUCCGGGUCACUCAGGUACUGCAGAAGAAGGGCUAUUUGCAGAAGGAGGUGACGGAUCACAUGGUGAGUUUAGCUUGCUCGGACAUCUUGGUCUUUCUGAUUGGCAUGCCCAUGGAGUUCUACAGCAUCAUCUGGAACCCACUGACCACGCCCAGCUACGCGCUGUCCUGUAAGCUGCACACGUUCCUCUUCGAGGCGUGCAGUUACGCCACGUUGCUGCACGUGCUGACGCUCAGCUUCGAGAGAUACAUCGCCAUCUGUCAUCCUUUCCGGUAUAAGGCCGUGUCUGGACCCUGUCAAGUGAAACUGCUCAUCGCUUUCGUCUGGGUCACCUCCGCCCUGGUGGCAUUGCCCUUGCUUUUUGCCAUGGGCACUGAGUAUCCCUUGCUGCACGUGCCCACUCACCGGGGGCUCAAUUGCAACCUCUCUCGGACCCGUCACCACGAACAGCCCGAGACCUCCAACAUGUCCAUCUGCACCAACCUCUCCAAUCGCUGGGUGGUAUUUCAGUCCAGCAUCUUUGGGGCCUUUGCAGUCUACCUCUUGGUGCUGGUCUCGGUGGCUUUUAUGUGCUGGAAUAUGAUGAAGGUGUUGAUGAGGAGCAAGCAAUCCAAGACGGGGCCGCAGCUACAGCUGAGAAAGUCCGAGAGUGAGGAGAGCCGCACCGCCCGCAGACAGACCAUCAUCUUCCUGAGGUUGAUUGUUGUGACGUUGGCUGUUUGCUGGAUGCCCAACCAAGUCCGGAGGAUCAUGGCUGCAGCCAAGCCCAAGCACGACUGGACCAGGUCUUACUUCCGGGCAUACAUGAUCCUCCUCCCCUUCUCCGACACCUUCUUCUACCUCAGCUCUGUGGUCAACCCGCUCCUGUAUAAUGUGUCUUCGCAGCAGUUCCGUAGGGUGUUCGGGCAGGUGCUCCGUUGUCACCUGACUCUGCAGCAUGCCAACCACGAGAAGCGCCUGCACACCCACACCAGCUCCGCCACGGACAGCACCCGCUCCUACCGCAGCCCGCUCCUCCUCUUAGCUUCCCAGCGCAAUUCCUCCGUCAGGCGAACCAAGAAGGUGUUCUUAAGCACUUUUCAGGCUGAGCCCCAGCCUGAGUGCAAGCCCCAGCAAACAAGCCUGGAGUCACCUCAGAAUGACGACUCAGGGACAAAAUCAGCAUCAGCCACUUCGGCAGCAGGGAAUGGCUUACAAGAGCACGAAGUGUGAAGGUCAAGUUCAGAAGCCUCCAGCAGGGAACCGGCCCUCCCCCACCACACACAGACAGCAACAACACCCUCACACAGCUGCCACGACAUAAAGUGGACCUCCGUAAGGGACAGCAGGGAAGCUGGAGGCUUUGGAAGGGCAGGUGCACACUGUACGGCUGGCUUCUAAGGGCCGGUUGUGCCUGCCUGGCUUUCCUGAUGGUAGCGGGGAUGGGGCUGCUCAACUUCUGCUCCGCGCCCUUCCUCCAAGCGCACACUGGAAAUUCAGACUGAAUUUAUUCAGAGCUUACAAGGCUGUUUGUAUGUGAAGCUCUUUCAUUAUUUGCAAAUGAACAAAAAGCCUCCCUUCUUUACCCAGCAUAAAAGAACACCCUGAAGAGACGUGGGGAAGCGGAGUGCGAGGGCCAGAAGGACAAGGCGGGAGGAGGGGGCCCCUCCUUCAGCUUCAGCAGUGCACCAAGAAGAGGGCUAAUGUGAGGAGCAGGACGGUGGUGGGAAGCUCCGGUCUGAUGGCUGAGGCAGAGCUGCCUCUUUUCUUGGGCCUUGGCCCAUUGCAAAGAGGGGUGUUGCAGCAGCUGAUACACACUGAGUUCAGUUUCCCAGGGGAGCAGAAGGACUGGUACCCAGCGGAGGCGAUGAGGCAGGCUGCCGAUGAAGCACAUGACUUGCGGUACAUGAUUCCUGUAACACAGACCCGAAGCAACUGUUAAUGGGUGCUGGCCAUGCCCAGCCAGUCCUGUCAACCCACCUGCAGGUGAACAGCUCUUUGUCACUUCCUCCCACAGUGAGAGAGACGUGGGGGUGGGAUCACGAAGCUGCUCUGGGAUAACUGCAUGGAUUUCCCCACAUGCACAUCACCUCUGGAGAAUGCGAACGUCACCACUGCACUGCCUUUGAUAGAGCUCUUCUGAAAGCUCCUUUCAUUACUGAUAUCAGUGAAAUAAAGAAGUGUCAGAUCAAA